Molecule: messenger RNA, 900 nt
Organism: Fusarium vanettenii 77-13-4
Lineage: Eukaryota; Fungi; Ascomycota; Sordariomycetes; Hypocreales; Nectriaceae
Exons: 2
Coding region: 1-900 (299 amino acids)
Source: RefSeq, a predicted model, not a curated record
AUGCCUGCUCUCAGACAAGCCCUCGGCUUUUCCCGAGGCAGGUCGCUGGCCCUCUUCAUUCUCUUCGGUGGGGCCAUGUCGCUCUUCUCCAUCCUACAACUCCCCUUCAUCGACAUCGACAAUGUCUUUUGCGGAAAGGAUCCAUGGGCAACGCCGGGAGAAUGCUACUGGUUUGGUAGGCCGGGGAUUAACAAGCUUGGCAUGAGGUUGCACCUUGCCACGUUUCUGCCGGCCGGUGCCUUGGUCGGUUGGCAGUUUGUACCAGCGAGUCGACGACCGCACUUGGCCAAGUACCACCGUAUCAAUGGUUAUGUGGUACUUGUACUAUCAGCUUUGGGUACUGUUGGUGCUCUCAUUAUUGAGAAGCGUGCCAUGGGCGGGCCUUUCUCAGCGCGAAUUGGGACCUGGAUCAUCGCUGUAUCAUUCACCACUGCCAUGGUGAUGGGUGUUGUCAGCAUUAAGAAGCGACAAUUUGACCAACAUAGGGCCUGGAUGCUCAGGGGUUGGUUCUAUGCGGGCGCCAUCAUAAGCAUGAGAAUCGUCCUCAUCGCGGUGGCAAUCAUCGUUGGCCAGCAUGGAUGGCUGUAUCGACCCCUUCAGUGCGCCGUGAUUGAGUACUUGGGCGAGUUCAACCCAGAUGGAGUGAAGCCGCUAUACCCGAAUUGCACCUCGUAUCUAGCAGGGGAAGACCCAGGGCAAGAGGUUCUUGUAAGAACAAACUGGGACUUUAAUGAUCUUCCAGGAAUGGCCGUCGCGUUGCGAUACGGGUAUCUGUUUGGAGGAUGGACUGCUUUUACACUUCACGCCGUGGGGGUUGAGAUCUAUGUCAGUGAGACCAUUCUCUGCUUGCGGACCUUGCGAUUUGCUAACAGAUAUUCAGUUACGAAGAACGACUCCUAG